Messenger RNA from Solenopsis invicta (red fire ant), 1778 nucleotides. It is a transcript of the gene Alp12, whose product is annotated as alkaline phosphatase. The transcript has 8 exons. The record is from RefSeq and is a predicted model, not a curated record. Gene Ontology annotation, biological process: dephosphorylation. Gene Ontology annotation, molecular function: alkaline phosphatase activity. Lineage: Eukaryota; Metazoa; Arthropoda; Insecta; Hymenoptera; Formicidae. The coding region runs from base 185 to 1756 and encodes 523 amino acids.
CCGACUUACCAUCACUCAUAAUGCAUUACGAAACAAUGUGGAUUCCUACGAUCAAGUCGUAUUACAUUAUAAUGGUGCUUUAACCUCCCUAUGUGAUUUUAUUGUAGCUUAAAGUGCACAGUGUUAUUGUUUUAUAUUUCUAGAUUUUUCAUCAAACGCAUAGUCUGUCGAUAGUGACAAGAAAAUGAAAUAUUUCCUUGUCUACUUUGCUUUAUACUUCGUCGAUAUUCCAAAUGUGGCUGUGAUUGAAGAUAGUCGACACUGGCACCGGUUGGCGAACAAAGAACUAGAAGAAUCUCUUUCGUAUCAUUGGAACAUGAAAAAGGCGAAAAACGUGAUUCUCUUUGUGGGGGAUGGGAUGAGCCCAGAUACCAUAACGGCUAGCAGAAUUUAUCGCGGUGGUGAGACCAGUCGACUCGUCUGGGAACAUUUUCCCCAUAUCGGGAUACUGAAGACUUACACUACAAACGAACUAGUACCUGACUCGGCUUCCACUGCCACCGCUCUCUUCGGAGGAGUCAAGACGAAUUACGAACUCGUAGGGGUAGACGCAAACGUACAAUUAGGGGAUUGUGAGGCAAGCUUAAAUGUGAAUUAUCAUGUGGAUUCGUUCCUAACAUGGGCUCAAGCAGCCGGUAAAGUUACAGGCUUCGUAACGACUACCAGAGUUACUCACGCAACGCCGGCGCCGCUUUACGCGCAUUGUGCAAAUCGCAGAUGGGAAUGCGAGUCCAAAAUGCCUAAAAAUGCUACUGGCUGCAAAGAUAUCGCCAGGCAAUUAGUGGAAGAUAUACCGGGAAAAAAUAUUCGAGUAAUUAUGGGUGGUGGCAGACAGGUGAUGAAAUCCAACGUGAGCGCGAGCGAAUUCGAUCCGAUAGAUACGUGGGCUUGUUACAGACAGGAUGGUCGUGAUCUCAUUGAUGAAUGGGCGAGAGAUAAGUCUGAUAGAAACUUAGCUUAUAAAGUCGUGCAAAACAACGAAGAAUUGGCCCGGGUCGAUAUCGAAAACGUAGAUUAUCUGCUCGGUAUUUUCGCCAACAGUCACAUCGAGAUGGACUGGAAACGAGAGCGUGGGCCGAAGGGCCAGCCAAGCCUGGAAGAAAUGACAGUGACGGCUUUACGAAUAUUGCAAAAAUCUAAACAGGGAUAUUUUUUAAUGGUCGAAGGCGGUUUGAUCGAUUUCGCUCAUCAUCGCGGUCAUGCCGCUCAAGCGUUGCUGGAAACUGUCCGACUUUCGGACGCCGUUAAUGCCACUCUUAAAAUGAUCGAUUCCGAUGACACCCUCGUAAUAGUCACGAGUGAUCACACGCACUCAAUGAGCAUCAACGGAUACAGCUCUCGAGGUUCAUCCAUUCUAGGAAUCGCUAAGGAAUCUAAAUACGACGGGAUACCUUACACAACGUUAUCCUACAGCACGGGUGGACCGAACAACAUUGCUUACACCGUGGGUGACGAUGGUCAAGCCAAGAGAAUCGAUCCUUCCAAAACGAACACCAGUGAUUUUACUUAUAGCCAACAAGCCACUAUCAUAUCGGACGAAGCUCAUCACGGUGGUGGAGACGUAGCCGUGUAUGCUAUAGGACCGUAUGCGCAUCUGUUUCACAGUGUGCACGAACAGAAUUACGUGGCACACGUCAUCGCAUAUGCUGCGGAUGUAGGCGAGUAUUCUAAGAGUGCGGGAAUAUCACUCCAUGUUCUGAACACAAUUUUUCUAUGUAGUAACCUAAUCUUAUUGGCAUUAAUCGCUAAAAAAUAAAUCAUCAAGAUGAAUAAAAGUA